Messenger RNA from Paramuricea clavata, 1821 nucleotides. Lineage: Eukaryota; Metazoa; Cnidaria; Anthozoa; Malacalcyonacea; Plexauridae. The record is from the annotation of a GenBank genome assembly.
AUGUGGUUUCAAUGGUUUCAAUGGUUUCAAGGGUUUCAAGGGUUUCAAGGUUUCAAGGGUUUCAAGGGUUUCAAUGGUUUCAAGGGUUUCAAGGGUUUCAAAGGUUUCAAGGGUUUCAAUGGUUUCAAUGGUUUCAAUGGUUUCAAUGGUUUCAAUGGUUUCAAGGGUUUCAAUGGUUUCAAGGGUUUCAAUGGUUUCAAGGGUUUCAAGGGUUUCAAUGGUUUCAAUGGUUUCAAUGGUUUCAAUGGUUUCAAUGGUUUCAAGGGUUUCAAUGGUUUCAAGGGUUUCAAUGGUUUCAAUGGUUUCAAGGGUUUCAAUGGUUUCAAGGGUUUCAAUGGUUUCAAUGGUUUCAAGGGUUUCAAUGGUUUCAAGGGUUUCAAUGGUUUCAAUGGUUUCAAUGGUUUCAAUGGUUUCAAUGGUUUCAAUGGUUUCAAGGGUUUCAAUGGUUUCAAUGGUUUCAAGGGUUUCAAUGGUUUCAAGGGUUUCAAUGGUUUCAAGGGUUUCAAGGGUUUCAAUGGUUUCAAGGGUUUCAAAGGUUUCAAUGGUUUCAAGGGUUUCAAUGGUUUCAAUGGUUUCAAGGGUUUCAAUGGUUUCAAUGGUUUCAAGGGUUUCAAUGGUUUCAAGGGUUUCAAGGGUUUCAAGGGUUUCAAUGGUUUCAAAGGUUUCAAGGGUUUCAAAGGUUUCAAGGGUUUCAAUGGUUUCAAUGGUUUCAAAGGUUUCAAGGGUUUCAAGGGUUUCAAUGGUUUCAAGGGUUUCAAGGGUUUCAAUGGUUUCAAGGGUUUCAAUGGUUUCAAUGGUUUCAAAGGUUUCAAUGGUUUCAAGGGUUUCAAGGGUUUCAAGGGUUUCAAUGGUUUCAAAGGUUUCAAGGGUUUCAAGGGUUUCAAUGGUUUCAAGGGUUUCAAAGGUUUCAAGGGUUUCAAGGGUUUCAAUGGUUUCAAUGGUUUCAAAGGUUUCAAUGGUUUCAAGGGUUUCAAUGGUUUCAAGGGUUUCAAUGGUUUCAAGGGUUUCAAUGGUUUCAAGGGUUUCAAUGGUUUCAAGGGUUUCAAUGGUUUCAAUGGUUUCAAGGGUUUCAAUGGUUUCAAUGGUUUCAAUGGUUUCAAGGGUUUCAAGGGUUUCAAUGGUUUCAAGGGUUUCAAUGGUUUCAAGGGUUUCAAGGGUUUCAAGGGUUUCAAUGGUUUCAAGGGUUUCAAUGGUUUCAAUGGUUUCAAGGGUUUCAAUGGUUUCAAUGGUUUCAAGGGUUUCAAUGGUUUCAAUGGUUUCAAUGGUUUCAAGGGUUUCAAGGGUUUCAAUGGUUUCAAUGGUUUCAAUGGUUUCAAGGGUUUCAAGGGUUUCAAGGGUUUCAAUGGUUUCAAGGGUUUCAAUGGUUUCAAGGGUUUCAAGGGUUUCAAUGGUUUCAAUGGUUUCAAGCGUUUCAAGGGUUUCAAGGGUUUCAAGGGUUUCAAGGGUUUCAAUGGUUUCAAGGGUUUCAAGGGUUUCAAGGGUUUCAAUGGUUUCAAGGGUUUCAAUGGUUUCAAGGGUUUCAAUGGUUUCAAGGGUUUCAAGGGUUUCAAUGGUUUCAAGGGUUUCAAGGGUUUCAAGGGUUUCAAUGGUUUCAAGGGUUUCAAUGGUUUCAAGGGUUUCAAGGGUUUCAAGGGUUUCAAUGGUUUCAAGGGUUUCAAGGGUUUCAAAGGUUUCAAGGGUUUCAAUGGUUUCAAGGGUUUCAAGGGUUUCAAAGGUUUCAAUGGUUUCAAGGGUUUCAAUGGUUUCAAGGGUUUCAAGGGUUUCAAGGGUUUCAAUGGUUUCAAUGGUUUCAAGGGUUUCAAGGGUUUCAAUGGUUUCAAG